AUGGCCACCUCUCUUUCCGCUCUACAAUAUGAUACCAACUCCAAGCUCCUUGACGUCCCAGAUGCGAGUGAGGAUAUUGAAAUGAACGUCAAACAGAUCAACAAACUGACCCAGGACCUGGUAAGCGAAAAUAACCCUAACUUCACACCUCAGCCCCGCGACGAUUCGACUGCGAUGAUCAAAAAACUAUUUGAGAACGGACUGAAGCAAUUGCAGCAGCAGAAAAUGGCAGAAGCUCUCAAAUCCGUCAACCUGGCCAUAGAGAUGGCCCAACGCAAACGGACCAGUUGGGAAGCUUUUGCGGUGCAAUUGCAAGAAUUACAGUUUAUGAUGAAAAACAGGGUCGAUCUCUGUCUGGUACAGGGCAAGUUCAUGGAUGCAUUGCAAGAUCUAGAUUUUUUACAGAACACUGGUCUCACCACGUCUGACGUUUUCAUCCGAAAGACAGAUUCCCUGCUGAAACUGAAACAGUACGAACAGGCUCGCGCAGAGGUCGAGCGUGGUCUAAGUCUGGACCCUACCAAUGCCAAACUAAGGGUUCUACAUAUCGAAAACACUCGCAAACUGGCUGAGUACAACGGUGACGUGUAA
Messenger RNA from Lachancea lanzarotensis, 591 nucleotides. It is a transcript of the gene SEC72, whose product is annotated as LALA0S07e07470g1_1. The transcript has a single exon. Lineage: Eukaryota; Fungi; Ascomycota; Saccharomycetes; Saccharomycetales; Saccharomycetaceae. Gene Ontology annotation, molecular function: protein binding. The record is from RefSeq and is a predicted model, not a curated record. The coding region runs from base 1 to 591 and encodes 196 amino acids.